UUAGUAAACUUUGGUUUUCAGAAAUACAAAAAAAAAAAAAGUUGCCCGGAAUGUCGACUUUUGCUGGGCCUAUUGAAGAAAUACCGGGAAUAUCAGUGGAUUGUUUUACAAAUGAAAAUCUUGAGUCUUCCGUUUAUUUUCUAAGUCACGUUCAUUCCGAUCACAUGAAAGGAUUAGAUAAUUAUUUUAUUAAUAAUUUAUCACGAUAUAAUAAAUUUUUAUAUUGUAGUGAAAUAACAAAAAUUAUUUUAACAUCAAGAUUUAAUUUAAUUGAACCGACGAAUAUUAAAAGUUUAAGUCUAUCGAAUCCAGUGAUAAUUGAUUAUAAAAGAAAACAUUGUAAUAAUUAUGUUACAGUAACAUUAAUUCCCGCUGGACAUUGUCCUGGAUCUGUUAUGUUUCUAUUUGAAUAUAAUAAUAAGAAAUUUUUAUACACUGGUGAUUUUCGUAUUAAUUCAAAUGAUUUGUCAAAAAUAAAACCAUUACACGAUUGUGAUGGUAAAAAAUUGUAUCCAUUGAAAUUUGAUAAAAUUUAUUUGGAUACAACAUUUUUAAAUUUAAAUUAUUCAAAUAUCCCAACAAGAAAAGAAAGUGUUGAGGAAAUAAAGAAGGCUACUGUAAAUUGGUUGGCAAAUAAUUUUAAAAAUGUUGUUCUUUUAAAAUUAACUUAUACUUAUGGUCUUGAAUAUGUUUUUCGUGAAAUAUCUAUUGCAUUAAAGAGGAAAAUUCAUGUUUUAGAUAUGGUUUAUAAUGUUUAUAGGCAAAUAUCAGAAAUUUCACCUUAUAUAACAAAUGAUGCUGAUAGUACACCUUUACAUGCAUGCUUAUCAAUGGGAAAUUAUAGGCGAAAUAAAAAAUGUCUUCCAUGUCGUUUAGACGUUGAUGAAAGUAAUAUUUUAUCAAUUCAUAUAUCUGUUCUUAAAUGGGGUGGUAAAUUAGAGACAAAUAAAAUAGCAGAAUGGGAUGAAUUUGAUAAAAGACAAUUAUCAGUAUGUUAUUCGUCACAUGCAUCGUGCAAUGAAUUAAAAUCAUUUUUGCAAUAUUUUCCAGCAAAGGAAAUUUUCCCUUGUGUUCUUCCUAAAAAUUCAGAGGAACAUGAUCAAUUGUACGAUUUAUUGAUUGAAUUUACAAAAAGAAAAGGGCAAGAGAUAGUAAAAAUUGUUAAUCAUGAGUUAAAUUUUACAAAACCUAGUUCUUCUACAAGUACUUUUAAAUCAGAAAUUUUUAGCGAUAGUGAAUGACCAUUUUUUUUUUUUUUUUAAUACAAUGACAAAGUAAUUUUAUUGUAAUUUAACAAAAUUAGUUUUAUUAAUUUGACAAUGAUGUAUUUCAUAUUUUUAUAUUUAGUGAAUAAUUAAAUAAAUUUUUUU
Molecule: messenger RNA, 1370 nt
Organism: Leptopilina boulardi
Lineage: Eukaryota; Metazoa; Arthropoda; Insecta; Hymenoptera; Figitidae
Gene: Snm1
Product: protein artemis
Exons: 1
Coding region: 51-1241 (396 amino acids)
Biological process (GO): interstrand cross-link repair; double-strand break repair via nonhomologous end joining; protection from non-homologous end joining at telomere
Molecular function (GO): 5'-3' DNA exonuclease activity; damaged DNA binding
Source: RefSeq, a predicted model, not a curated record